This is a messenger RNA of Heteronotia binoei (common prickly gecko), 21110 nucleotides long. RefSeq names its product spectrin repeat containing nuclear envelope protein 2 (gene SYNE2). Lineage: Eukaryota; Metazoa; Chordata; Lepidosauria; Squamata; Gekkonidae. The coding region runs from base 5 to 20203 and encodes 6732 amino acids. Gene Ontology annotation, molecular function: protein binding. Gene Ontology annotation, cellular component: membrane. The transcript has 111 exons. The record is from RefSeq and is a predicted model, not a curated record.
AAACAUGGCUUCUCUAGAAAUAUCUCCUGCCACUGAAGACCAGCUGUCUACGGACAUUGACGAUCUCCACUAUUCACUGCAGGCAGAGCAGGAGAAUACGCAAAAGAAGACUUUCACCAGCUGGAUCAAUUCACAGCUGAAAAGGCAUUCUCCUCCUUCUGCUAUCUUGGACUUGUAUGCAGAUGUUGGGAAAGGACAUGUUCUUUUGGAUCUGCUGGAAGUGCUUUCAGGAGAACAACUGCCACGAGAAAGAGGAUGCAGCCCUUUCCAGUGUAGAAGCAAUGUCGAGAAUGCCCUACGUUUUCUCAAGAACAGAUCGAUCAAGCUCAUCAACAUUCACGUUGCCGAUAUCAUUGAAGGGAAUCCAUCCAUCGUACUGGGCCUCAUUUGGACCAUCAUCCUGCAUUUCCAUAUUGAAGAACUAGCUUGGACUCUGGCUUGUGGUUACAAUCGCCUCUCUCCAGACAAUGCAAGUGCUGUUGGAUCCUCACCCACAGCAAGCCCACCGGCGAAAAGAAGCGCCAAAGCAAAGGAGCGAUGGAAGAUGUCAGCGAAGAAGGCUCUGUUGCUGUGGGCCAAGGAGCAGUGUGCCACAUGCGGGUCAGUCAGUAUUGCUGACUUCAAAUCUAGCUGGCGGAACGGAUUGGCUUUCUUAGCGAUCAUUCAUGCCAUGAGGCCGGACUUGGUGGACAUGGAGAAAGCAAAAGGCAGAUCCAACAAAGAGAACCUGAAGGAUGCCUUCCAGAUUGCAGAGAAGGAGCUGAAUAUUCCCAGGCUGCUUGAACCUGAAGAUGUCGAUGUCAUCAGUCCAGAUGAAAAAUCCAUCAUGACGUAUGUGGCUCAGUUCCUCCAGUGUUUCAAAAGUUUACCUGUAGCCAAAGAAGACAUGCAGGGGAAAGUCCAAGAGACCUUCAGCUGGCUGGAUGCGCAAGAGAAGAAGUUAACAAAGUUGCUGGCAGAGACGGAGGACGCACCCUUUUACAACAAAUUCCAAGAGAUGCUGUCAUUUACGGAAACAUUUGAUGAGGAGAAAAAAGCUUUCCUCCCUGUUCUGGCGUCGAAAGGAAAAGAGGCGGAGCUGAGUGAAGAUUCCCUCAAGAUUCGAGAAGCGUGGGACACCCUUGCCUCUCAGAUGAAUGAAUGGAAAGCCCAGCUGGACCAGUCGUUGCCUCAUCCUCUGGAUGCCCUUGAAUCCUGGCUGCAGGAGGUUCAACAGCAGCUGGCAGAAGAACUCCCGGAUUCUCAAGCCCACCGCAAAACAGUGGCUGCCCUUGAAGAGAAAAUGAGAUCCAUCCGGAGCUUGAUGCAACAUUUCGAAGAACGCGCGGAGACCCUGCAGUCCUUCCAGAAUAGAGAUGAGACGGGCGCACUGCUGGUACCGCCUCAGAAGCUGGAAGAGAUGAGAAGGAGGUUCAGCAACAUUCAGCUUACAGAGUUCAGCACCCUUGUGGAAUACUACCAUUCAUUCUGCGCAGCUAUGCUGGAGGAGCUGACGUCAAAGCUGAACAUCUGGCACAUUAAAUAUGGGACCAAGGAGAGUGUGGAGGCACUUCUGUCAGACUGGAAUGGUUUUAUUGAAGAGAAAGGAUUCCUUGCCCAGCUAGAAACGGCACUUCACAUAUGUGAAGAGAAGAAGAACAAAAUCAUAAACACUGCUAAUUAUGGUGCUGUUCCUCAGGAUACAGUCAAGCUUUUUAAGAUGAUAGAACUGAAAAUUUCCACGUGCAAAGAAUACAUUUAUAAUGUGAACGCAACUCUGCAAAAGAUUUUAUCAUCAUGGGCCAUCUAUACAGAGAACGUCCACUUGCUAAAAGCUUGGCUGGAAGAGACGCGGAAAUCACAUCCUAGAAAGAUUCCCACAGAGAUCCUGGCGGCCUGGAACUCCCGGCACGGCUCUUUAAACGAAGCUGGAAACUUUUUGAUUGAAGCCAGUAAUGAGGAGGUGGGGUCAGCACUUUCUGGGGAACUCAAAAAGUUGAAUGGAAGAUGGGCAAAGCUUAUAAAGAAGACACAGUUUGAAAUGCGAUUGCUGAGAGGCGUGGAUUCUCCUACUGAAGCUCUGAAUAUGGCCUUUGAGAGUGCUGAGAGCCUCCCUGGCAGUCCUCGUGCCGGUAUGCCCACCCACGAAACCUCCUUAUCUGAACAGGAAAUCAAGCUAAAUUUCGAAGAGGCUCAGAAGGAGCUCGAAGCAUCGGUUUUAAAAGCAAUGCAGCUGCUUGGCCAGAAGAUGAGCUCCAAGGGACAAGCGUCAAAAUAUGAAGAAGCUUUUAGCAUCUUGGAUGCCAAAAUACUUGGCAAGUUUUUGAAAGCAGCAGAACAAUGGAAAGAUGUCUCGCCUGCUCCUGAAAAGGCGGCGGUGGAAGAAAGGAGCAAAGAUGUUUGUGAGAGAUGGGAGGCGGUUCGCCGUGAGAUUGUGUCAUACAUCCAAUUAAAAAUGGAAAUUGAGAAACAGAAAUUGAGUAAGAUUUUUUCGAAGCUCAACAAACAAUUAACUAAAGAGAAGAAACUGCUCAAUGCUGGGAAAACCAAAGGACUUAUUAAGGAACACGAGGCCAUCUUUUCGGAGAGCGGCAGCCUUGGCGAACUUAACAACAGCUUGCGGGUUCUGGAAACCCUGAGCAAGAAAAUGGCCGAAGGGGAAUCGCAGCCCAAAAUGAAGAUGCCCAUGGAGGAAUAUGCAAAAAAGAAAGAAGAUCUUCUGCAGCGGGCGACAGCCGUCCACGAGGCUCUGGCGUCUCUGUCUACUGAUGGCCGUUCAUCAAAGAGAGAGUGGGACCCCAGAGAUGUUGCUGACACAAGCUUGGAAGGAGAAGUGAAAUUUCAAAAUGGAGGGCACCGCACCGAGAAGCUCGGACAAGACGACAACUGGCCCAUAAAGGGAUUAAAAGAGAGCUGCGACACAGCAAGAAGCAAUCUGAAGCUCCACCUGCGCACGAUCAGAGAGAGCGUCACCUCUGGUUUUACGGAUGAUGUGAAAGACACUUCCUGCUUCCAGAACAAGCUGGAUGAGUUACAGACUUUAGAGAGUAAAGGCGAUUCUUCAUGGAAGCAGUUUGAAGAGAUGGCUUUAAAGCUGGAGACUGAAACGGAAGAAUAUGCAGACACAGUAACAUCUCGGGAAGAACUGCUCCAAGAAUGGAACAAGCUCCGGAUUGCUUUAAAUGAACGGAUGGAAUCUCUAAAGGCUGCUUGGGCCUUUAUUUUGCCGGUGGGAAACGAAUGGGCUGUGCUCUGCAGCUUGGAGAAGCAGCUCUGCAAAAGAAGUGUGCAGCAGGGCAUGCUGACUAACAGCGAUCUCGCCAGCAAACAACUGAAGGAAAUGCAGGCUUCUAUUGCGAAUUGCAUCGAGCAGUGCAACAAGCUGGAACAAGGCAACCCCGCUGGAGGGAGGCUUGACCCGGUAGAUCGGCAAGCAGCGUGCGUGAUGGUGGUUAAAUACAAAGAGUGGUUUGAAGAACUGGGCGAUAAGAUGGAGGCUGUUGGAAGGACCCUGCAAGAGCUGGAGAUUUUCCUGGCUUCCCUGAGAGGUUUGAGGCAGUCGCCGGAGAGUCCUGAGGAGGCCCUCGUGUUUGACGCCCGAGCCCCACAGGUAUCCAAGGCAGAUGCCUUGUGGGAAGAGGCGAAAUCACUAGAUGAGCAGCUGGUGAGGGUCAAUGUCUGCCUGGAUGAUGCCGACGGCAGGAGAACAACGUGUAUCGGGAUGCUCGAUGCGGCUUCGCGCACUAAGGAAAAUCGUGCCGUCAGUUCUGGGGGGAAACACGGAGUUGCCCAGGAUUCUGAAGCGCAGGCGGAAUUUGCCCUGAGGGCUAGCGAGCUCCUUAAAAACAUUCAAGAUAUCCACGAUACGAUUGGUAAAAUCGGCUUGAGAGACCCGACGAUUCCUGCUAUUCAGCAAAGGCUGAAAUCGUUAAACGAACUGAAGCAGAAGCUGAAUCGCCACGCGGUGGAAAUGAAAUCCUUAAAAGAAAUGAGCAGUCAGCUUUCACAGUCCGAGGGGGCAGACGAUGUCACUUUGCGGUGGGCAGUUAUGGAAGUCUUAUGGAAAGAGACAAAGCUCUCCAUUGCUGAAAGACAGGAGCAGUGCACUCAGGCGAUAGAGCUCUUGAAACAGUUUCACAGCUGCAAAAACUGUCUGGCCAGCAUCACUCAGGAGCAAGAGCGUACCCUGUCUCAGCAAGCGUCUUACAUGGGGAAGGAGAACCUCCAGAGGAUAAUGGCCAAGGUUGAGAUGGCCAAGAAGGAGUUCAGCAGCCACUCCGAAGACAUCGACAAGAUAAACCAGAUCAGCAAAAACCUUCAGUUCCAGCUGAACAAAAUGAAGAGCUUUGAGGAGCCCCCCUUCGAGAAUGAGGCUAAUGUCAUUGUAGACAGAUGGCUGGACAUAAACGAGAGGACGGAGAAUUAUUGUGAUAAUCUGGGAAGAGCCCUGGCCUUGUGGGACAAGCUCCUGAAUUUAUCCGGCUCUAUCGACCUGUGGACCAACUCGGAGCUGAAGAACAUAGAAGACCAUCAUCUGACUGAGGAAGAGUUAGCAGAACUGGAGGCUGGUCUACAGUACCAAGAAAAAAACUUAGAGGAAUUUGACAGAAAAGUGGACGAAAUACAAAAUCUCCUCAAUAGUAGUGAGCCGCUACUGGAACUACAGGUCAUCAGAUCUUCUCUUUCGAACAAAAUGGAGCUAAUAAGAAAGCACUUACCCAACAAGUCAAUCCCUGCUGAACUCAACGGCAAUACGGCUGAGCUAAAAGGGGAUCUUGACCUGGCCAAGACGCAGAUCGGAAUGACUGAAUCGCUUCUGAAAGCUUUGUCUCCCUCAAACACUUUGGAGAUCUUUACUAAAUUGGAGGAACUACAUCAAAAGAUUCUUCAGCAAAAACACCAUGUGACAUUGCUCCAGCAAAAGACCGGUUGUUUGAACCCGGAUGUGAUUGAAUUAAACAAGCAGCUUAAAAGUGUUACUGACUUGUUUAAUUCAAAGAAGCAGAUCUUCCAGGAUCAUUUUUCCACUCUCUUGAACUAUCUGUGUAAGGAUUUUAAUGACUGGUUCAGUGGUACAUGGAUGUCUCUAAAGGAAUGCUUCGAUCCCCUGGGAACAAAAGAGCUAUUAGAAGAGAAGCUUCAACAGCUGAGGAGCUUCCUCACUUUUGAAGGCAAAGGCGAUGACAUCCAGGAGGUGAAAACUCUUCUGAGCAAGGUGAAGAACUACCUGCCCAAGGCCACCGUCAACCAGCUGAGCAUCUGGGUGAGAGACCAGGAAGCAGAGUUACAAAGAUUGACUUCCAGAUGUCAGGCAAGAGAAGAAGAGCUCCAAGAAUCUUUGCAGCAGUUUGCCAGGCUAGAGGAAGACUUCAGUGCUCUAGAAGAAUGGCUAAGCCUUCAAGAAGAGAAAUGGCAAGAGUGCCAAAAGGAAAACCCGGAACUCGAACAUGUUUACCAGAUUCUACUAAAACAGAGAGAGUCGUUUGAUUCUUUGGCUUGGUUGGCACGUUCUUUGAGCCAGUCUGGAUUUUCAAGCGAUGAAAUGGUGCUAGGAUCAACAGAGCUGGUUGACCGGUACAAGACGCUCCUCAGCCGUGUACGUAAAAACCUUGGAGUUUCUCAGGCACUUUCUGUCGAAGAAAAGAACUUCGAGGAGCUUGCCCAGAGCAUGCUCUCGUGGGUCCAAAGAGUGAAAGAUUCAGUCUCUGAGCUGAGGUCUGAGGAAGCCAAGAUGACGUCGGAAGAAAAAUUAUGCCAGAUAAAGGAAAUUGUACGGCUGAGAGACGAAGGUGACAUGAAGUUACAAAACGCUGCGGCUCUUGGGGAACACUUGAAGACCAACGACAGGAGUAAGGCGCUGGCCGUUCAGCAAAUGGUUUCCAGCAUCCGAAAUCAGUGGGAACACGCUAUUGCUCUCGCCACUGAAUAUCUGAGGCAUCAAGAAGAACGGCAGUAUCAAAUGGAACAAGACAGGCAAAGAGAGGAAGAUGUCCCGGCAGUCGUGUGGGAACCGGAGCAACUGGCACAGGGAUUAAGUCUCGAUCGUCAGCCCACCUCACCGGAGAUACAGACUCAGUUAACUGAACUCCUACAGGAAGCAACAGGCUUAAGCAGUUUGUUGUGCAGUUCCUUGGGGAAUGGUGCUGAAGGCUCCUUCGCUGAAGAAUCAUUGAUGGAGUUAAGACAUCUCCACAACAGUCUCCUUAGCCAGCUGCAGAAUGUGGCAAAACUCUUGGAAGGCCACGAUGAAGAGCACCGGUGCUGUGAAGAACUCACAACGCGCUUGAGGAUUACGCUGAAGGAAAUCUUGGAGCCUUCUGGCGGGGAGCAAAAGCAGGUCCAGCAAAAUCCUCUUGGCCCAAUGGAGCAGACAUUACAAGAGAUUAUAGCUUUAGUAGAAUCUGUCAAGCAGAAACCUUUCCUGCUGCAGCAGAAGUUUAUUAAGGACGGGAUGGACGCGCCUCAGUGUCAACUCAAAAAACGUUUCAAAAGUAAACACGAAUGGACGGAGCAUGAGCCUAGGAAUAUCCUCAGCACUGUGCUCAAGCAGAACAAUGGAUUUUCUGAUAAAACGCCGGCCCAAGAGACGAUGGAGAAAACGAGAGAGACAGACCAGCUAGUCAUUUCUGAUUUCCCUAUUGCUACUAAAGAGAGCAAUUUGGAAGAAAGCCUUGUCGAAUGGCAGGAAAGAUCGGGGUUAAAAAGCAGCGUGAUGGAAAGCGACGAUUUGCGGCUCUCGACAAGUCGGAGGGGAAAGCGGGCAAAGAAAUCCAGACGAGCGCCAGCAGAUAAUCAUCUUGCCGACAAGCCUCAGCCAGGACAGCCGACCUAUGGAAAGCAAUUGCAAGCGAUGGGCGGGAGGUCAGAGGCUCCUCAAAGCACUUUGCAGUUAAUGAAUGGGAAAGUAAUGGGGGCCAACCUUGCUCCCUCUUCUGCUAUCCAUCAGCCCUCAGAAAGCAAGGGAUCCAUGGUGGAAGGAGUUUCCCAGGAAGGUUUUGCUCCACCCGAAUGCCAAGCAAUCACUGAAUAUGCUGAGAUGGAGCAGAAGGUCAAUGACAUGAAAAUCCAGGCUGCGGAGCUGGAUGUCGCAUUGAUGAAUGUCCAACUAGGAGAGAUAGAGCAUUUGUUCACCCAACUGGAAAAGCAGAAAGCAGAAGCCUUGUUGUUAUCGCAAGGAGAGUGCUGGACCACUGCACAAGUCAGCGAGACUGAUCCGUUGAACCUACACAGCCUAAUUUCUCGCUGGGACCGACUGCUCAAAGAUUUAACGACCGUUGAAGAGGCCAAACGGCAUCAGCUUCAAUUAGUUAAUAAUUACCAAGAAUGCCUUGCUGCUGUUCAGUCUUCCAUGAGACGUUUAUCAGCGGAAAAAGACCACAUCAAAACAAGGGGACCUGUGGAAGGCGCAGUUCUCCUGGAAAGCAUUCAAAAGUGCUUGGCUUCCGUGAAGAAAGAGAGAGACCUUCUGAAUGAGCUGAAGACCCAACAAGAACAUUUAUCCAGAUGCCUUAAAGACAUGGACAAGGAGUUAACUCAAAGCCAGGUGGAGCAAGCCGAGCUGUGGUGGGAUCACACCGAGCGCUCACUUCAAAGGAAGCAACUUCAGGUCGUGGCAGAGGCCGGUGAGUUUAAACGCCUCAUGAAUCAAGCUCAGGGGCUCCAAAGGUCGCUAGAAUGGCAGUACCGUUCGCGAAUGGGAUUAAACGUUCCUGGCGGAGAAGGAAAUGUGCACCCAGCAUUGUUGUCCGUAGAACUGCAGACCCUGGAGCAGGGCAUCGCUCAGUUCAAGAGAGACACCGAGAUGCAGAUGAAGAGGAUUUGGAGCGAUUCAGAAAAAGGAUUGCUGGAAAACGCGAUGAACGAUUUGCAGAACCAAGUGGAGGAGCUACAGCAGCUGACCCCUCGAGAAGGUGUCCAGAUCACUGGCAGUUGUCCUCGGACUUACGGACUUACGAAGAGGAUGGAAGAGGCCAUUUUGUGGGUCAGAGUCAAGGCGCUCCAGCUGAAUGAGAAGGCGCCGCUUUCCCCAGAUGACGUGAUGUCCCAAAUCAGAAAUUAUCAGGUUAUGAUCGAAGAAACCAAAGGCAAAGAACCAGCUCUCACCCAACUGGCUGACGAAGCCUGGAGCGUCGCUUCUCAUUUGGAGUCGGGAGAAGCCUCGGAUCUCGGCUCCCUUUCCUCGCAGUUACAAGCUGAGUACCGAGACCUUGGCCUGAAAUUAGCACAGAGGCUGCAAGAGCUGGAAUCUCAACUGGGAAAGAGACAAAAGCUUUUUGCAGAUGUGGAAAGGGUUGAAGCCCAGCUUGCGGAGGUCGAGAGGACGUUGGCCUCUGACACCUGUGAAGCGAGCGCGACGUCUGACUUGGAGCAGUGCCAAGCUGCUUUGGAAAGGAUUCCUGAUGCUGUUCAGGAAAUGGAAGGCCUAAUAGGUGAACAUUUGAAAGACUUUCCUCAGGGGCUAAACAUAUUCGAGCAAUUGUUUUUAGACAGCUGUUUAAGAAGCCUCAGGAGCAGAGCGAAGAGAGCCUACAGGCUCAUCCAGGACAGAUGCUGUACGGUGCAAAGGAAGAUCAACGCCUGGAGAAAGCUUUCAGAAAAAAUAACUGCAUUGCAGCAGGAUCUCAGCAGUUCUCAGUAUGGUGAGUUGCACGGGAAACCCAGGGAUCUGUUGAGUACAGAGGAGGAGGUCCAGGGUAAAGUGAAAGGGUUUAAGGAGAGAGCUUUGGACCUCCAGUCCAGGUUAUCGCAUUUGCACCGACACAAGGAAGUGUGGGAAUGCCUGGGUCUGAAAUGGGACGUCUCAGGCCUCGACGAACUGCAAAGCCAGCUUUGUCAAAUGGCAAAAGGCCUCUCUGCAGAAUGCGAUGGGUACCAAACGCCGCUAAAUGAGGUUGAAGCGAUUGUAUCCAGCCUUCAGAAAGACUGCGAGGCCUUAAGAGACGGUCCCAGCUCUGCCCCUGAAACCAGUCUGAUAUCAGCAAAGAUUCUGAGUCAGAGAUUGCAACAGGCCAGAUACUUAACUCAGGAGGAACUCGGUCUGUUAGAAAAAAACGAGACUUUGAGUGCAUCUCUCAAGGAAGCCAAGAGGCAGCAAAUGAAGAACUUGGGAGUGCAAAUAGACGGGUUGACGCGAGUAAUACAAAGUCAGAUCUUGUCUUUUGAAGACAAAUGUGUGCCUAAACAAGAUCUUCAGAGCGAGCUGGGUCAUAAUUUGCAGAUCUGGAAGCAAGGCGAAGCUGAGCUCCAACAAACUCUCGAGGUCACCUUAGAAACAUAUACGAUCCUCAGUGAAAAGAUGUACUGCAAAGCACUUGAAGAUGUCCUAGGAGCAGAAUUUGGUGUUGCUGAAGCACUGAUAAAAAAAGAGAGGGAAGGUAUGGAAGAAAAAUCCCUCAGUGACUUGGAAACAAAAUUAAGUGAACUGCAAAACUUGAAAGUACGGCUGAAAGAAGGCAUUGCCACACGUAUAAUUGCCUUGGAGGAGGCCUACAGGACUGUUAAGUCUUACAACGAAGCUGUCCGGAAGGCUGCAGAUCUCGUCCGUCAGCACGAGUCCCUCCUCUCCUCUCCUCUGCUCAGCUUGUGCGAGCUGGAAGAGUCUUGCCUGCUUCCUCACCGAAUGCAAGAAGAAUUUGAGGCAGUAAAGGCCAAAGUGGAAACGCUCGCCUCCUCCCUGGGGCACCUCGUUCAACCAGCCCUCAAGCCGCAGUUGGAAAAAACACUUUGUGAUCUAGUUGCUAAGAGCCUGGAACUAAAGGAGCAAAAUAUGAAGAAGAAAUCUGAUGUUCAGAGAUGUUUUGAAAAAUACCGCAGCUUUACAAAAUCCAAAGAGAAGAUAUGCGCUGAUCUUCAGGAUAUAGAGAAGAUGGUUGGGAAAACUUUAUACUGCACGCCGGGAUCUUACAAAGAAGCUUUGGAGCAGUCUGAACAAAGCAAGGCAUUGGCCUCCCGACUGGCUUCAGCUGAAGAGGAUCUCAUGAAGCUGCGGCAGGACUUGGGAUGUCUGAGCGGGAUGUGCACAGAAGACGACCGCCUGCUGCUUGCCAGCGUCCUGUCAGCGGUGUGGCUGAAGUGGCUGAGUUUGCUCCAGGCUGCCAGGGAAUGGGAGAGCAGGUGUGAGGAGCAGAGCCAGGAGUGGAAAUCUGUCAGCGAGGAAAUUGAGCGAGAGACAAUCAUUCUAGACAAUCUUCAGGAAGAUUUACCUGAAACCCCCAAGGAGAAAGAGAGGUCCACCAAAGAGGAGCUGCAGGCAUUUCUGGAAUGCGCAAACUGUUACCAGGACGGUGUGAACGCUGAGGAAUUGUUCUUGCGCUUAAUACUUGACCGCAUAAGGCACAUUCUAAACAUCCCUCAGGGUCCCACAGAGAAGGCAGAAGGCGUUCCUGUUGUGAGGGAAAUUCGUGUCAUGCAAGAUAGACUGAAUGAGCUCCAACAAAAGGCUCAGAAGCAAAAGGAUGCUGUGCUGUCUGAGAUUCAAGACCGGGCCAAGGCAAGCGAUGAAAUAGAUGCUGUGAAGAAUUCCUUGCAAGACUCCAUGCUGUUGCUUCGUAGCUUGGACUCAGAGGCACUUCCUGAAAGGACGGCAAAACUUGAGGAGAUCCAGAGAGCCCUUGACAGUCAGAAAGAAACUCUUGAGCAGAUCAUGGACAGACUACGGAUCAAGUACUCUGAAAUGUACACGAUAGUCCCUGUGGAGAUUGAAAAACACGCGGAGGAUUGCAAGCAGAUUUUGCAAGACUUAGAAGAAAAGGUCAGUGCUGAAGUCCUGAAAAACUCCCCUCACUACACCACAGAUAAAAAAAUAGAAGACAUUAAUAAAGGCCUCCAAGCUGUUGAAAACAUGUUACAGCAGAAGAGUGCAGAUGUAACAAAAGCCAAAGAAAUACAAAAGAGAAUCUGGGAUUUGCUAGACCUUUGGCAUUACAAAAUGAAUGAGCUGGACGCCGAAGUCCAAGACAUUGUCGAGCAAGACCCUUGCCAGGCCCAAGAGCUGAUGGAUCGCUUGAUGAUCCCGCUGCAGCAAUACCAGCAAGUCUCGCAGCGUGCCGAGCGCAGGACAGCACAAAUAAACAGGGCUGCCAGCAAGAUGGAAGAGAGUGAGGAGCUCCUGAAGAGCAGCAGGACGUGGCUCGAAAGCACCAACCGUCUGCUGACAGAGGAGGCGAAGAGCGACUCAGCAAAAGCAUUGAACAAACAUGCCAGCGCGCUCCAGAUAGCAUUGGAAGAUUCAGAACAAAAGCAGAGCAGUCUCAGCACCAUGAUUCCAGAACUGGAUGAGUUGUCCAGCUUGAUUGAAACUGACAGUACGGUGAAGCGGCUGAAUGAAGUGAAAGGAGAAGUUGCAGCCUUACAACAAAAGAUAGUGGGGAUUCUCCCACUUAUUCAACACUUGGCUGACGAGUUGGAAGCUAUCGAAACCGAAGUGAGAACGAUGGAGAAAGACGCAGACAGGAUUAAGAUGAUCCUGUCCCCUUCCGAAGACACCCUGGAGUUUUCUCCCAAAGAGCAUCUUAAACAUGGCCAGGUUAUAUUGGCCUACAUUGGCCCUAUGAAGAAGGCCCUCAGGGAGAUCCAGUCUUACCAAGAACGUCUUCGGCUUCCUGGUGUGAAGCUCCAACCUUUCUCCGCAUUCCAAAGGACAAAGCAGAUUUUGAAAGAUUUGAAGACAUUGGAAAGAAUGGCCAAGGAGCAAAAUGAGCUACUUGAGCCAAUCGUAAACGAGAUGGAGCGAUGUGAGCAAGAGAUAGAGACGCUGAAGCUGUUGUUAAAGGGCCACUUGAAUGAAUCGUCUACAGAAAUCCCAUUCGCUGCUCAGGCUGCUUCCUACCCAGAGGGCGAAGAGAUGCAGGAUAUAAAGCAAAAGAUCAUCCUCCUGUGCCAGACCAAGGACGGCCUCUUGAUGACCACAAAGGAUUCCCUGCUGGAGCUUCACCAGCGCCACGAACAAUCUGAACCGGAAGAUGAGGGCGUUGAGUCUCCGGCGCCGGAGGAAAGUGGGUUGGUCGACGGAGCAGGUGCUGAUCGGCAGCUGUCCAAGCGAGGGUCGCUGUCUCUUCUACCUUCUGUGGUUGAAGAAGCAGAAGACAGCUCAUUCCACGGCGAAGGUGAAUCCGCCGCCAGCCCAGUCGCAAGCGGUGCAGAGCGCCUAGUGACAACCUUGGGAGGGGUGGAUACCACCGAUAAGCCUGCCGCCCCCCAGCCCGCUCAGCUCCUCCAUGUGUGCCAGGAAAAAGUUGCCGAGCUGGAAAGGUGGCUAGACAAAGCGAGAGAAUCCCUGGGAUCAAAAGGCCCAACCCGUCAGAUGCAGCAGGCGGUGGAGCAGCAUCUCGCUGCGUGCCAGGCAAUGCUGUUAGAGAUUGAGCAGAAGGUGGGGUCCCUGUUGGAGGACUGCAAAGACAGGCAAACCGACGACAGCCAGAGCCUCCAGCAAGAAGCGGAGAACCUUUCCUUGAAACUUAAGGACGUGAAAUGCAACUUGGAAAAAGUCCAUGGCAUGCUCCAGGACAAAUAUGCGGAAGAACAGCUCAUCCUUGAUGCAAGUACCUCAGAGGAGCUGCCCAAGCCUUUCCAUGUGGACUUCUCCAGCGCAUUUCCUCAAACUAUCUCUGACAGACCUUUGUUCAAUAGGCUUAAUGGAUUACAACAGCAGCAGGAGCUGCUGUUAAAGCUGUCUGAACAGAAGAACCUCAUAGACUUCAUUGAAGUGUAUGUGGAGAUGAUGCAACCGCACUCGGUGGGCAGCCUCCUUCCGGAAACCAGUCAUGAGGCAUCCGUCUUGGGAAAUGGACCUCCUGAACUCAUCACAAAGGACCCAACAGGUGACAAAUGGCAGUACUUGGAAGAAGAGCUGCUGUUCAAGAUGAAGCCCCCUCACUGCCAAUUCACUGAGCCCCAGAUCUCUACCAAAAUAAAUAUCCUGCCCAAGGGUGCUGUGUCGAGUGUGAGAACUCCAACAGUGGAGGAGCUGAAAAAGUACACCGCACAGCUUGGCAAUCUCAGUCAAGAAGCAUCGGUUCAGAUACAGGAGAGCCCAACGGGGGACGUUCCUUUGAGUUUGGAUCAGAAACUCUUUGAGCUGCUUCUAGCCAUCAGCUGCUGCCUGAACAGCAUGGAGCAGAUGCUCAACACCUGCGUGCUCACCAGCCAAGAAGCCCCCCUGCAGCAGGAGCUUUACGAGACUCUGUCUGUGGAGUUGCAGAAACUUCACGCUGAUAUUGGUAAGAAGAAGGAUGAUCUUUUGAAGUCUAUAACCUCUGCUGGCGGCAGUCCUGACAGGUUCUCCCAGUGUUUUAGCAACCUGCAGGCGUGGCUUCAGCUGACGCAAGAAGCAACUGCUUCUAGGGGUAAAUCUAUGAAAGCCGAGCUGGACUCUUGCAGUAAUUUUCAGAACGAAAUCAGGCUAUUGUACGAUGCCUUGAUGGAGAAAAAAUCCACGCUGCAACAGUCCUUCGGCGCGAUGAGUGGGCACAGCAUUUCCGAGCAGCUCCAGAAAAUCAACACCUAUGAGUUGGAAGAACUUGAAAACUUCGAGACGCAGACAGUGAAAUUGCAAGAUCAUGCAGAGAGACUUAAUUUGCCUGUUGCCUUGAUCCAUGACGUUUAUAAACUGGAGGAUGUGCUGGAUGACCUCUGGGGGACCCUAAGAGCUAAACAAAGGGAACUAACCCCUGCGUUUAUUAGUGAACGACAGUAUGAACCUUUGUUGCGCGGACUACGGGAACUCAUAGAUCUUGGGAAAGAGAAAGUCGCUCAGGGGACGAAUCUGAAAGCCACCAGUCGGCCUAAUUUGCAGCUUCAUCUUCAAGAUCACAAGAAUUUUUUCUGCAAGCUGAACGCUCAUAUGCUGCUUGUGGAAAUGUGUUCCAAAAGAAUGACACCUUCUCUGUUGCAAAAGAGAGAGAGACUCUGGAAGGAGCUGGUUGAGGAGGUCAAAUCUUUAGAGCAGCAGGCGGUCAUAUAUGGAUCCCAUUUGGAGAGAAUACAGCAGGACUGGAGAGAUUUUGAUGAGGCUUACUCCUCCUUCUGUCAAAAAUUAGAGGCGUUAUCAUCUUCUGUGCCUUCUGUAACUCUGGUGGAAGAAACAGAAGAAAGGUUAAUGGAAAGAUCUGGACUCCUCCAGCAACUCAAAAGAAACAUGGAAGAAGAACAGGGAAGGUAUCAUCAGAUACUGAAAGAAGGGAAGAAAUUAAUGGAUCUUACAAACUGCCCUGAGUUGGAAAGCCAGGUUGGGAAACUAGAAGACCAGUGGACGUCUCUAUCCAAAAAAGUGGGUCACGAGCUGCAGAGACUUGAGACUUUAUUCAGACUCUUGUCCAGUUACGUCCAAGACUCAAAAGAGCUGGAGAAGUGGUUGGAGUCCGCUCAGCAGAGGGUGAAUUUUUGGAAGGAGCAAUCUCUCGAUGCAUCCCAGGACCUGAACACUGUCAGCCACAACAUACACAGCUUACUUGCAUUCUUGAAAGAGUUUGAUGGUAAAUCUUCCUUGAAAUCAUCAGUCAUCAGCACCGGCAAUCAGCUUUUGCUAAUUAAGGAGUCCGACGCUGCCAUGUUCCGAUCCAUGUUGGCAGAAUUUGAGCAGAAGUGGGCGGAUCUGAUGGCUCAGCUCCCAAGCAUCCAAGAGAAGCUUCACCAGCUCCUGAUGGCCAAGCUGCCAUCUAAUGAGGCCAUCACAGAAUUAAUCGCCUGGAUGAACAGCGUAGACCAAGAAAGACGCAGUGAGGCCUCUGUCAGUUCAAAGAGCACCACAUGCCAAGUGAAGGACCUUCUCAAGAAGUACAGGGAACGCCUGAUGGAAAUGAACUUUAAGCAGUGGGUCGUCGAUUGUGUCAACCAGUCGCUACUGCAGAUGACGACCUGCGAUGUGGAAAGCAAGCGAUACGAGAGGAUGGCGUUCGCCGAGCGUCUCGGGGAGAUGAAUCUGCAGUGGCACAGGCUGCAGGGUUCCUUGAACAGAAAGAUAAAGGAACUGGAGCAGGUUUUGGAGACCGUUACCGAAAAUGAAAACAGAGCCCAGUCCUUGGGCAGUUGGUUGGAAGCCCAAAGCGGAAGGCUAACGCUUCUGGAGAAGCCGUUGAGUUUCAUCCAUGCACAGAGCACAGCGGAAGAGUGCAAGGCACUAGAAAGCCAGUUAGCCACUAAAUCGGAGGAAAUGGAUCAGCUGAAAUACAUUUUAGGUGACUGCGCAGAACUUCCUGAGGAGAUUGCAUCAAGACUCAACGAACUGGAUCAACAGAGGACCGGAGUUGUCAACCAGGUUGCUGCGCUGAAGGCCUCAGCCCAGGCGUCUUUAGAGCGGUGGAGGCUUUAUGACGAAGCCUGGGAAGAAGCCAAGUCUGCCCUUGCCAGAGCUUUCUAUUGCACGGAGCACAGCAAGCCUCCUGUGAUUACGCUGGAGACCCUGAGAAGCCAGGUGGAAAACCUCCAGGCUCUUCAAGACAAAGCAGAGGGGAGUGAAGAGGUCUGGGCUAGACUCCACGCUGCUGGUGACCAUCUGAAGAAGUUGUGUGAUCCUGCGUGUUCGGGCCUUAUCGACCAGAAAUAUAAGGAGGCACAUAGAAGGUGGGUGCUGCUCCAUGAAGACGUAGCCGGUCAGCUGCAGAAAGCCCAGACUUCCUUGCAGCUUUGGGAAUCGUACGCUGGCUUACGCGCCAAGGCGAUGGCCAAGCUGGACAAACAUGAAGAGCAGUGCGCCUCCCUUUUGGGGGCUGCCAUUCCUGCAAGUGGUACCAUGGACUUCCUGAGGCAGAAGUCGCAGGACAUCAAAAACCUGCAAGUCGGUCUUCAGAAUAUCAAAGGAAGUCUUCUCCAGGUUUCUGAGCUGGCAGAGAAGAUAGCUCAGGCAGCCGGACCUCCAGCAGAGUCUCUUCUUCCAGAGAAGCUCCUGCCAGCUCAGAGGAUCUCCUAUUUGGAACAGAUGUUGCAGAUGAAAGUGAACGAGUUUCAGUUUAGUCUUCUGCAGCUAGAAGAUUUUGAGAAUUGCUUGGAACAACUGGAAAAUCGUGUUAAGGAGACCACAGAAGCCUUGGACAGUCCGAAUCAAGGAGAUGAAGGCUCAGAUCUGCUGAUGAGCCAGAUGUUGGGUCUCACCGCUUUGUCUCCCGAGAUGGAGAAUCUGAACGAAGUCAGCUUGAAGCUCCCCCUCGGUGACUUCACCGCCAAGCGACUGCAGAGCCUGAACAGGCUGUGGGCUCAGAAGACAGCCAUGGCCCUGGAGCAGUGCAGUGAACUGCAGGAGAUUCAGUCGGAUGAAAAGUUUCUGGCAAGAUGUCAGAAAUGGGUUCAAUUCUUCGAGAAGGUGAAGGAGAGGUUGAAAGACGACGUGGCUGGGACUCUACAAGAACUAGAGGAGCAGCAAAGAGAUUACGAGAUAAUGCAAGCAGAGAUUACUGUCCAGCAGCAAAUUUUUAAUUCUAUUGUUUCGAAAGCUUUGCACAUGCUGGAAUCAGGAGAAGCUGAAAACAGGACCGAAUUCAUCUCCAAGCUCACCCUGCUGAAGGAGCAGUGGCAGAGUGCCGUUCUGACGGCUCAGCAGAGAAAGGGCGAGGUCGACAGCCUUGUCAAGCGGUGGCGCAAGUUCAAGGCCUUGAUGCGAGACCUCACGAGAUUCCUGGAGGAGACAAAAAGCUUCGUCGCUGCUGUGAAGAGUCAGGACAAGCACAGCCUGUGCCAAGUCUGGAACCUGAGCCAGGAUUUCAAGAAUAAAGAAGUCCUUCUUCGAAGGUGCCAAAUGAGGUAUUCUUUAGCCUUGGAUACUGAGGAAGAGCUACUCGGCACAGCAAGCCCUGAAGCAAAAGUGGACCUCCAGAAAGAGAGGAGUCAGUUGCAAGAGAGUUGGAGCGAUGUUCAGCUUCAAGUAGAGGAGAUCACCAGACAGUUUCAAGGCACCAUACAGGCAUGGGAGAGCUCUGAAAGACAGGUGGAAGAGUCGUGCCAGAGUCUGCAAGAGCUCAAUAUGAGAAUAAAAGAUCCUCUCCCGGCAGAGCACGAUGAGCUGCAGACGGCAAAGGAGCAGAUGAAGGAACUGGAGAAGUCCCUGGCCAGCUGGAACAGGAGCCUGCAAGACCUUGGCACCAUGAAGGCUGACCUGGCUCACUGUCUUCUGGCCGAAGACGUGAUGGUCCUGCGAGAGCAAGUCCAGCAUUUGCACAGACAGUGGGAAGAGCUCUGCCUUCGCGUUUCUCUACGCAAGCAAGAGAUCGAGGACCGACUCAACGCCUGGAUUGUGUUCAACGAGAAGAAUAAGGAGCUCUGCGCUUGGCUGGUGCAAAUGGAAAGCAAAGUGCUACAGUCAGCAGACAUCAGCAUCGAGGACAUGAUAGACAAAUUGCAGAAGGACUGCAUGGAGGAAAUCAACCAAUUCAGUGAAAACAAGCUGGUCUCUCUAAAGCAAGUGGGCGACCAGCUGAUCAAGGCCAGCAACAAGAGCCGCGUGGCCGAAAUCGACGAGAAACUCAACAAAAUCAACGAUCACUGGCAGCACCUCUUCGACGUCAUUGGAGGACGGGUGAAGAAACUGAAGGAGACUUUUGCUUUCAUACAGCAGCUGGACAAAAACAUGAGCAAUCUUCGCACCUGGCUGGCUCGCAUCGAGUCCGAGCUUUCCAAGCCUGUCGUAUAUGACAUCUGCGAUGAUCAGGAGAUACAGAAGAGACUUGCAGAACAGCAGGAUCUCCAGCGGGACAUCGAGCAGCACAGCGCUGGUGUUGAAUCGGUGUUCAACAUCUGUGAGGUUUUGCUGCAUGAUUCUGAUGCUUGUGCAAACGAGACCGAGUGUGACUCCAUCCAGCAGACCACCAGGAGUUUGGAUCGCCGCUGGAGGAACAUCUGUGCUAUGUCUAUGGAGAGGCGAAUGAAGAUUGAGGAGACCUGGAGAUUGUGGCAGAAGUUUUUAGAUGACUACCGUCGCUUUGAAGAGUGGCUGAAGAUGGCAGAGAGGACAGCAGCAUCUCCAAACUCUUCAGAGGUUACCUACACAAAUGCCAAAGAGGAGCUGAAGAAGUUCGAGGCAUUUCAGCGUCAGAUCCACGAGCGGCUGACGCAGCUGGAGCUGAUCAACAAGCAGUACCGGCGGCUGGCCCGAGAGAAUCGCACCGAUUCCGCCAGCAAGCUUAAGCAGAUGGUCCAUGAGGGGAACCAGCGGUGGGACAACCUCCAGAAACGUGUGACGGCGAUUCUGAAGAGGCUCAAGCACUUUACCAGUCAGUGGGAGGACUUUGUGGGGGCGAAGGACAGUAUCCUGGUGUGGCUGACGGAAAUGGACUUGCAGCUGACCAACGUGGAGCACUUCUCAGAGGGCAACUUUGAAGACAAAAUGCGGCAGCUAACCGGUUUCCAGCAGGAAAUAGCACUGAACAUCAACAAGAUCGAUCAGCUCAUUGUGUUUGGGGAGCACCUGAUCCAGAAGAGCGAGCCGUCAGACGCUGUUGUGAUUGAAGAAGAACUGAUGGAGCUCCACAAAUACUGCCAAGAAGUCUUUGGCCGCGUCUCCCGGUUCUACCAAAAGCUGACGUCCUGGCACCCGGGACUGGAAGAUGAAAAAGAGACCUCUGAAAAUGAAGCCGAUGCAGAAGACUCUAGAGGCGCUCAGACCGAUCCGUGGCACAAGAAAACCGCGCAGGAGGUGCCGCCCUCACCGCAGUCUCUAUGCCACCUCAUGCCCCCCGCAGUGGGCCAUGAACGGUCGGGUUGCGAGACGCCCGUCAGCGUGGACUCCAUCCCGCUGGAGUGGGACCACACUGGAGACGUGGGGGGCUCUUCAUCUCACGAGGAUGAGGAAGAGGAGCCGUACUACAGCGCUCUCUCAGAUAUAGAAAUCCCUGAAAAUCCCGAGGCCUAUCUUAAAAUGACCACAAAAGCUGUGAGAGCAGUUUCGGGAAAAUCUGCAUCCGAACCUCAUGUGUGGCACUCGCCCGAUGGCUCCGCUUGCCAGAAACACCUGUAUAACCAGGGGGAGAUGGUUAGAAAUGUCUUGCCGAACAGCCCGGAGACGAGCACACCCUUCAAGCCAAGCUACGUAAAACAACUCAGCAGCAGCAGCGUGGACAGCAUCAAGGAGAUCUCUGGGAUCUUGCCCAGUGAAGAGCCUCCAAGCAGCCAACGUCUCAUUGAUGUUGCAGCUGCAGAGAAGCAAUCAGGAGUCAUGGAGAGGUGGGAGCUCCUCCAAGCCCAGGACCUCAGCAAUAAGCUGAGAAUGAAACAGAAUCUGCAGCAGUGGCAGCAACUGAACUCUGACCUCGCCAAUAUCAACGCUUGGCUGGAUCAAAUGGAGGGGGACCUAGAAGAGCUGCAGAAGGAAGAUCCGGUCACCAGCAUCCAGACCAUUGAACAAAGGGUCAAGAAGCUGAAAGAGAUGCUCAAGGCCUUUGACAACUACAAGGCCCUUGUGCUGUCCGUCAACCUGACCAGCAGAGACUUCAAGCAAGCAGACAGUACCGAGUCCAAAGAGCUUCAGAACCGGCUCCGGCGGGUCAACUUGCGCUGGGAAAAGGCCACUCAUUUAGUGGGGACUUGGAGGAAGGGCUUACAAGAAUCCCUGAUGUGCUCCCAGGAUUUCCACGAGCUGAACCAGAAACUGCUGCUGUGGCUGGCCGGUGCCGAAACCCGGCGGCAUCAAGCGCGGGUUAAGGAUCCGAAUGCCGAUCCCCACGUAAUACAGGAGAGUCGGAAAGAAUUAAUGCAACUCGAGAAAGAGCUCCUCGAGCGGCAGCCUCAAGUCCAGGCCCUGCAGGAAAUCUCCACGUACCUGCUCUCCAGAUCGGACGGAGGGAAAUACAUCGAAGCGGACGAGAAAGUCCACAUCAUCGGGAAGAAACUGAAACAGCUUCUGGAAGGGGUUUCGCGGGACCUGAAGGUGGCCCGAAGCAGCCAGGAUAGAAGUACAUUUCUGCCAGGUUUGGAUGAACUGGACUCCGGAGGGACCCAGCAUCAACCUGAGAUAGCUGGCAUCUAUAAAAAGAAGGUGGAUGGGACGAAGACUCUCGAGAGCAGAAGGAAUAAAAGAGUGAAGGAGACGGGCACGGCCAGCCCCCCAGCCCCGGAGACCCCCUCCUUCUUCUCCCGCAUGUUGCGAGCCGCACUACCCCUGCAGCUUCUCCUCCUCUUCCUCUUGUUCUUGGCCUUUAUGAUCCCAUCUUCAGAGGAAGACUACAGCUGCACUCAGGCCAACAAUUUUGCCCGCUCGUUGUACCCCAUGCUGCACUACAUCAACGGGCCCCCGCCGACCUAAAACAAUCCGCGCCCUGCACUUCACCCCCAAAACGAACUUCUUUCGUGGGCAAAUCUUUUCUUUGCUGCUAACAUCCGUCCAACAUCUUCGUCCAGCCGAAGUUUCCCCCCUGGUUUCGUGGGGAAUUCCCGCCACGGUUGACCUGUGACGCCAAGGUGGAUCGUUACUAAAGUUUGAGACCGCCGUCGUGGCUGCCAGUUGACAAAACACUAAGCAAUAGCAUGCUAUCCCCGCAGUGCACUAGAGAACACGUCAAAGUUUCCACCUCCGAAACGUUGCUCCUUCAGCAAUUUCAGCAUUCGGGAGCGGGAAGGGAGCAGCUAUCAAUUCCUCACUUUUUUUUGUACAGAAGGUUCGUUUUUUUAAAUGUAUUUUUGAAGAAUAAGCAAUGUUAUUUGACACUUUGCACAAUGCAUAAGCGACCAGUAGAUGGUCUUUGCGCUGAAAGGUACGCAGAAUUUGCAAGAGUGUUGUGUUAGUUAGAGAAAUUAUUUUAAUGCAAAGGACAAAGGCCAUUGGGAAGUUCUCACAUUCAAGACCCGUUGAAAUGAAUUAGCCGUGCUCUUGAACGGCCUGGCGCGAAAGAAUUCCCUGCUGGGUCCUAUCCAUUUUUAAUGUGACCAAGAAAACCCAUCUUUUCAGUUGAUGCCUGACACGCACAGAAGUCACAAGCUUUUAUUUCCCACCAUUUUAAUAUCGUAGUAAAAGAAAGGUUUAAUUUUUUAAAAAAAAACAAACAUUUGUUAUGCUUUAGUAUUUUAGCUGCCCUAUCUUUCCAGUUCAGUAAGUUGUAUAUGUUUCCAGAGACAAAAAAAAAAAAAUUUAGUACGUAGAGCUGCCUUGUCUGACGGUCUUAUUUUUUGAACUAUUUUUUUAAAUGAAAUAAAGAAAGAAAGAUUAAACUAAA